This is a messenger RNA of Talaromyces atroroseus, 1851 nucleotides long. RefSeq lists its product as hypothetical. Gene Ontology annotation, cellular component: nucleus. Gene Ontology annotation, biological process: DNA-templated transcription. The record is from RefSeq and is a predicted model, not a curated record. The coding region runs from base 1 to 1851 and encodes 616 amino acids. Gene Ontology annotation, molecular function: zinc ion binding; DNA binding. Lineage: Eukaryota; Fungi; Ascomycota; Eurotiomycetes; Eurotiales; Trichocomaceae. The transcript is spliced from 3 exons.
AUGGUCAGAACAACCAUUGCGUGUUCAAGGUGCAGACAGCAGCCGAUACCGCAUGCCUCACGGUCUCGGCAACAGCGACACUCUAUUGAUGUAAUAUCACCAGAUGAUGGAUCCAGGACAGAUGAAUACAACGAUCAACUGCAUACCCGCCUUGCUGUUAGUGAUUGCAUCCUCGACCCUGCCCUCGUUCUACGGGCCGGCACUAUCUUUAAGGACAAAUUCCCCGAGGUUCCCUUUCUGCAUAUGUCGACUUUCAGGAAGCUAGUUAAAUCAGUGGGUAGGCAUGGGGGAAACUCCGGACCUUCGCCUGCUCCAAGCUCUGCUGGAUUUGGCCGAGCAGCUGGUCUUUGUGCCGCCUUGCUAGCAAUCACGCUACCUUUCACUGAUCCACAAGCAUCACGAAUUCAGUACGUCAACAUAGCAAAGGAAACGAUUUCGUUGGAUGAGUCCAUGGAUAUAUACACGGUGCAGACACUGAUUAUACUAGCAAUACAUGAAUGGGGCAAUGGAAAACCACGCCAGGCAUGGAUAUACAGCGGCAUGGCAAUUAGAAGCAUGCAGCUUAUAAGCCCCAUGGCGGAUUCGGACAAGUGCACAGAGCUGCAACAAGAGAUCUACAAUCGGACUUUCUGGAGUUGUUUUGUUCUGGAUAGGCUGAUAUUUUGUGGUAAACCUCAGCCACCAGCACUCCCACUCGCAUCGGUAGACACUCAUUGGCCGUCGAGAGAGACGGAUUAUGCAUUUGGGCUAUCUGGCGUCAAGUGGUAUCCCAAUAAGACAGUCGGAAUCCAGUCUACCUCUGUGGUCGAAUACGUUGAUGGCUAUUUUUCCUUGCUCGUACAAGGCGUUGAUAUCUGGGCUGAGAUCCUGAGAUGGAUAGUUAGUGGUGGAAGACGGCAUCCAGAUGUUGUCACGGCGAGAGAGACACCUUGGUCGGAAAGAUCACACUGGUGGAGAAUGUAUCAGAGACUUGAUAGCUGGAGACAACGGCACGGAAGUCGGAUUCGUUUUCCUGACGUAGGUGUCGACGGACACGUUUCACUCCGGGGAGGAGACGGCGAGGCAUUUGUAUACAUCAAUCUCAUCUACCAUGUGAGCAUAUUAUUUUUAUGCCGCGAGUACAUCCCUUUCCUGCCAACUCCGGCAUCCCGGCCUUCCGGACCAGUCGAUCCUCCACUUUUGGAUGAACCGGCUCCCAUAGGAUGGUGGGAAAAUCGUGCCAGUGAGCUAUUUUUUGCAUCAUCUAACAUUACUUCACUUCUUCAUCAACUCAAAGAAGAAGGGACACCUCUGAUUACCCCAUUUGCUGGUUUUUGCGCCUUUUCAGCGGCGACAAUGAACAUAUAUGUCGCAUGUUUUCCCCAAAUGAACCUCGGACGAAGCCAGGGACGAGAAGCUGACGCGGGGCGUGAUUUGGCUUAUCUUGAUGAAUUCCAGGAGCGCUGGCCUAUGGGGGCCGGAUGGUGGGCCACUAUUCAACGAACUAAGGAUCUAAUCCAACGAGCGAGUGUAGAUUGGUCAGGCUUUGAGGGCAAAACGCGUGCUGACUUUGUGAAUCUUGAAACAUCUAUCCACGACUGUACGGGGUUGUCCCCCAAGAAUGAUGAGCAUUGUCCAGAGAACGACAGGGCUCCUACCGAGUCUGUGAAUGAUCAGGUUACGCUGAGGUUACAGGAACCAUCGCAGUCUAACAUAGCUAGUAGCCAGUCUUUGUCAAAUCCACAAGCAAUGCCUGAUUGGCACGAACUGUGGUCUCUUUGGGGUGAUCAUAAUUUGGCACCAUUUGGGGUCGAAGGCAGUUCGUAUGAGUACUCUCUUGCAUUCCAAGACGGCAACAUGUCAUUGAAUUAA